CCCUGUCUGUGGAAUUCUUCCAUACUAAACUCUUCCCAGUCGGUCUGCCCUCGUACAUCACAUCGUCACCUGCAACAGCCACCAAAAUGUCAGGAGAGAUGGACAAGCCACUGAUCAGCCGCUGCCUGGUGGACAGUGACGGCAGCCUCGCGGAGGCCCCCAGCAAGGCCCCCAAAGUGGGCAUUCUGGGCAGUGGGGACUUUGCCCGCUCCCUGGCCACACGCCUUAUAGGCUCUGGCUUCAGCGUGGUGGUGGGAAGCCGUAAUCCCAAGCGCACAGCCGGGCUGUUCCCCUCCUCAGCCCAGGUGACUCUGAGGGAGGAGGCGGUGAGCUCCCCAGAAGUCAUCUUCGUGGCUGUGUUCCGGGAGCACUACUCCUCGCUGUGUGAUCUCAGUGACCAGUUAGCCGGCAAGAUCCUGGUGGACGUGAGCAAUCCCACGGAGCAGGAGCACCUCCAGCAUCGUGAGUCCAACGCCGAAUACCUGGCCUCUCUCUUCCCCACCUGCACGGUGGUCAAGGCCUUCAACGUCAUCUCCGCCUGGACCCUGCAGGCUGGCCCGAGGGAUGGGAACAGGCAGGUGCCCAUCUGUAGUGACCAGCCAGAAGCCAAACGUACCAUCUCAGAGAUGGUGCACGCCAUGGGCUUCAUGCCUGUGGACAUGGGAUCCCUGGCAUCAGCCCGGGAGGUAGAGGCCAUGCCCUUGCGCCUCCUCCCAAGCUGGAAGGUGCCCACCCUCCUGGCCCUGGGGCUCUUUGUCUGCUUCUAUGCCUACAACUUCGUCCGCGACGUGCUGCACCCCUAUGUGCAAAAGGGCAAGAACAAGUUCUACAAGCUGCCCGUGUCUGUGGUCAACACCACGCUGCCCUGUGUGGCCUACGUGCUCUUGUCCCUGGUCUACCUGCCUGGCGUGCUGGCAGCCGCUCUGCAGCUGCGACGAGGCACCAAAUACCGCCGCUUCCCCGACUGGUUGGACCACUGGCUGCAGCACCGCAAGCAGAUUGGGCUGCUCAGCUUCUACUGCGCGGCUCUGCACGCCGUCUACAGCUUCUGCCUGCCUCUGCUGCGCUCCUCCCGCUACGAGCUGGUCAACCUGGCUGUCGAGCAGGUAGCCAACAAGAGCCACCUCUGGGUGGAGGAGGAAGUCUGGCGAAUGGAGAUAUACGUCUCCCUGGGAGUGCUGGCCCUCGGCACGCUGUCCCUGCUGGCCGUCACCUCUCUGCCGUCCAUCGCGAACUCGCUCAACUGGAGGGAGUUCAGCUUUGUACAGUCCACGCUGGGCUUCGUGGCCCUGGUGCUGACCACACUGCACACACUCACCUACGGCUGGACCCGCGCCUUCGAGGAGAACCGCUACAAGUUCUACCUGCCGCCCACCUUCACACUCACGCUGCUGGUCCCCUGCGUCAUCAUCCUGGCCAAAGGCCUCUUCCUCCUCCCCUGUUUCAGCCGAAGACUUGCCAAGAUCCGCAGGGGCUGGGAGAAGGAUGGCGCCAUCAAGUUUGUGCUACCCACAGACACAUCCUGGUGGAGAAGACGAGCCACGUGUGAGGUGCCUGCUUCAGCUCCAGAGGUGCGGGCGGGUCGGCAGCCUGAGCCCUGUUCGGGUUUUCUUUUCUGGAUGGAGCAAUGUGGAGUGUCCACGCACAAAGCGGUGGUUUGAGGUUGGAAUUCCUGGGAUGCAACUGUGUGCAGUAAUAUUCAGAAUGACGCACGUGUGCGCGUCAUAG
Messenger RNA from Marmota flaviventris (yellow-bellied marmot), 1728 nucleotides. It is a transcript of the gene Steap3, whose product is annotated as STEAP3 metalloreductase. Lineage: Eukaryota; Metazoa; Chordata; Mammalia; Rodentia; Sciuridae. Gene Ontology annotation, molecular function: cupric reductase (NADH) activity; ferric-chelate reductase (NADPH) activity. Gene Ontology annotation, cellular component: plasma membrane; endosome. Gene Ontology annotation, biological process: copper ion import. The record is from RefSeq and is a predicted model, not a curated record.